Paraglomus brasilianum is the source of this 1419-nucleotide messenger RNA. Lineage: Eukaryota; Fungi; Glomeromycota; Glomeromycetes; Paraglomerales; Paraglomeraceae. The record is from the annotation of a GenBank genome assembly.
AUGAGCGCAAGUUUUCAUGAAGAUGAAUAUAGCAGUGUGUCAUGGGACACACAGGCAACAGACAUCCUUCAACCCAAAAGUUUCCUAGCCGAAAGUGAUGACAUAGCUGAUGAUACUGAGCAAUCGACCUAUACUAAUGCCAUUACCGACACCAUGUACACAAGCUUCACGGCGUCAGCACCGAGUCUGGCAAAACAUACAUCACCGUUGACUUCCACGACCGUAGCUUAUCCGAUGACAAUCACAGUUACUGAUCCAUUAAACGAACUUGAUGGAACAAGAGAUACUUUUGUUUCGUACCUUAUAACGACCAACACAACGCUGGAAACGUUUGAGAAACCAACUGUUAGUGUUCGCCGACGAUUUCAAGAUUUCGUAUUGCUCUACAAUACAUUAACCCGGGAUUUCCCUGCGUGCGUAGUGCCACCAUUACCCGAUAAGCAUCGUUUAGAAUACAUCACUGGAGAUCGCUUUAGCGCCGAAUUUAAAGAAAAAAAGGAGAGCAAGAGACUAUUGAGCCGAUUGGCCAGACACCCUACACUUCAAAAGAGUGAAUACUUUAGAAUAUUUUUAGAGUCACGUGAAUGGAACGCUGAAUCGCUCUAUCGUCGGGGGAAAACUUCAGACGGAGUACUUGAUAAUCUGGGUGAUGUCUUGAUGAAUGCCUUUGUCAAGAUUAAAAAGCCCGAUGGGCGAUUCACAGAGAUUAAAGAGAAUGUCGAUAAGCUGGAAGAGAACUUACAGACUAUCGAAAGAUUAUACCAGAGGAUUGUAAAAAGACAAGCGGAUCUCGAAGCUGAUUAUGAAGACUUUGGUAAUAGUGUUGUUGGUCUUAGUCAACUGGAAACGGGUAUCGCCGAACCUCUGGACAAGUUCUCUAACGUUCUUUCAAAGUUUUCUGUUGCACUGAAGCACUUGAGAAUGGGAGAAGAACAAGAAUAUUUGAAUCAGAUCAGAGAUUUUCUAAGUUACUGUCAUUGCGUCAAGAAUGUAUUAAAGUUACGUGAUCAGAAACAAGUCGAUUUUGAGGAUUUGUCCGAUCAUCUGCAACAGGCCACUACCGAACGAGAAGUUCUCGUAAACACUGGAAAGGGUGGAACUGGUAUUGGAUCGUUUUUGAGAGAGACCGUUGACAAUAUCAAGGGUAUUGAUGCUGAGAGAGCUAAGCAAGAAAGAUUGGUUAAACUCGAAUCACGAAUUGAUGAGCUAAGUCGUGAAGUUGACAGUAGCCAUGAUGAAUCUAAUGGCUUCUCAGAAGAAGUGGUCAAGGAAUAUGAAAUAUUUUCGCAAGCAAAGGCCGAUGAAAUGAAGGAAUACCUGCUAGCCUAUACUGAUAGUCAUGUUGAAUUCUUCAAAGAGGGGAAGGACAUGUGGGAAUCUCUCAUUCCCAUCUUAGAGUCAAUUCGUGUUCAUGUGUAA